AGAGAAAGGCAGCAGAGACGAAAGAGUGUUUGGUUGUGGAGGCAUAGAGGCCGGCUCCUUGUCUGCAGGUUGGUGGGAAUUGAAACAUUAUGGCGCCCUAGUUUUGCAUGUUAAGCUGUUGAUUUCUUAAACGUCAACUUUUGAUUUUUCUUUUUUUUUUGCCUUGCAUUGCACUUCCGCAAGUACUGUUGAUCUCUCAACUGCUUGCUUUAAUUGCGCUUAAACGAUCUCUCCCACGACAAGGUAGCAACUAGCAUUAGCCUCUGUUUGGUCUCCUCGGAUUCGUUUUUUUUUUUUUUUUUUUUUUUAAACCACGAGAGCUGCACUAAACUGCUAGUUAACUAGCUAACUGAGAGCGAGCAUGUCUACUUCUCACCGGAGCCAAACGGGCUCGACUAACGACUUCCACAACAACCAAGAGAACAUGCUGUCAAGACUACGAGGCUCCCUAAAGCCCAGGGCGGCGGAGAACCAGGAGAAUAUUCCGCCCAAGCAACCGGUGGCCCACAGAACCGUGCUGGGAUCCCUGCAAGGCAACCAGAGAAGCAAAGCACCGAACCAGCGUGCUGGCAAACAGGAGUCCUCACAGCCACUUUCUUGCAAAAAUGACGAUUCCUGCAAAGUCUCAAAGCAGCCCACGUUCCAAAUCCAUGUGGACGAGCCAGUUGGCGCGUGUGUCAAGAAGCACCGGGGCGCGGAGGCCCCCAAAGUCCAGGAGGUGGAGGAAGCUUCGCCCCUGAAGGUGGACAAUGCUGUGACGCGUCUGCGGCAGCCCCUUGCCGCGCUCAAUAUUCCUGCGUCCAUGGACAUGAGUUUUGACUCUCCCAUGGACAUGUCUUUGAUGGAGGGUGAGGACAAGCCUGUCAAUGUAACUGAUGUUCCGGAAUACGCUGAUGAGAUUCACACCUACUUGAGGGAAAUGGAGGUGAAGAGCCGGCCCAGGGCGGCCUACAUGAAGAAGCAGCCGGACAUCACAAACAGCAUGCGUGCCAUCCUGGUGGACUGGCUGGUGGAGGUGGGUGAGGAGUACAAGCUCCAGAACGAGACACUCUACCUGGCAGUCAACUACAUCGACCGCUUCCUGUCAUCCAUGUCCGUGCUGAGGGGCAAGCUCCAGCUGGUGGGCACUGCCGCCAUGCUACUGGCCUCCAAGUUCGAGGAGAUCUACCCGCCUGAAGUGUCGGAGUUCGUGUACAUCACAGACGACACGUACACCAAGAAGCAGGUGCUGAGAAUGGAACAGCUGGUGCUCAAGGUGCUCUCCUUUGACCUGGCGGCGCCCACCAUCAACCAGUUCCUCACGCAGUACUUCCUGCAUCACAGCAUCGGCGAGCAGGCCCGAAGCCUCGCCAUGUACCUGGGGGAGCUCAGCCUGGUGGAUUCUGAUCCGUUCUUAAAGUACCUUCCAUCUCAGACCGCCGCGGCCGCCUACAUCCUGGCCAACGCCACCCUGGCUGGUGCAUCAUGGCCCAAACCCUUGGUGGAGAAGACAGGCUACACUGUGGAGGAGCUGAGGCCGUGCGUGGAGGAUCUUCACCAGAUGUACCUGAACGCAGCACAGCACGCUCAGCAGUCCAUCAGGGAGAAGUACAAGGCAGCAAAGCACCAGGAAGUUUCCCUCAUCGACCCCCCAGCAACUCUGCAGUUUGAAUGACAUCUUUCACUUUAAGUUGUAUUUCCUGUCACUAGUCUUUUGAAAUGUGGGCGUUACCUUUUUAUACAUGUUUUUACCCCCUGAUGUUCAUGCUGAUGCCGCAGGUGUUAAAUCGUGUUUUAAAAUCACCAGUAUGUAAAUACAAACUGAACUGAUAUUUUUUUUGGCGGGGGGUUGCCCAAGCAGUUUUAAUUGCGGGUUUAAAAUUUUUUGUAUUUUAAAUCAAACGCUAAAUGUCCAAGUUGGUGGGAUGACAACAUUAAACAUGUUUGUCAGUCAUGGAGUCAGCUGUGUCUUUACGUUGACAUCUUGGGUGUCUUGCAGCACUGUAAAAAUAGGCUCUUGUAAAUAAAUCAGUUUUAAAGCUCACUUUUUGCUAUGCACAGUUGUCGAAUUGAACACUGGAGGGCAGCAGAGGAUCACGGUCUGAAAGGUCCAACUAGGUAUGGCUAGCAAUACUCUGUACCACAAUGGCACUAAUUUUAGUUUUUGC
Messenger RNA from Dunckerocampus dactyliophorus (ringed pipefish), 2147 nucleotides. It is a transcript of the gene ccna2, whose product is annotated as cyclin A2. The record is from RefSeq and is a predicted model, not a curated record. The coding region runs from base 362 to 1654 and encodes 430 amino acids. The transcript is spliced from 8 exons. Gene Ontology annotation, cellular component: cyclin A2-CDK2 complex; nucleus; cytoplasm. Gene Ontology annotation, biological process: regulation of cyclin-dependent protein serine/threonine kinase activity; mitotic cell cycle phase transition. Gene Ontology annotation, molecular function: cyclin-dependent protein serine/threonine kinase regulator activity. NCBI's taxonomy places the organism in Eukaryota, Metazoa, Chordata, Actinopteri, Syngnathiformes, Syngnathidae.